AGAUCAGCUACCUGGCUGUCACGGCCUCACGGGCUCCAGGGCUUCGGAUCCAGUUCCCCCCCAAUCCCUACCAACUGCAAGUCCACAAGUCACAAGAUCAACCAGCAGGGAUGCCCGAUCUGUCGCGACGGGUGGUCUGCUUGGCUCUCCUCGUUGCCGCGCUCGCCGCUCUGCUCCUCCGGCUCCCGAUCUGCAGGCGCCUCCUCAACCCCCGAGUCACCAUGGACCCCGACUCCGAGGUCGAGUUCGAGAUGCAGGGCGUGAUGCGCAUGUACAAGAGCGGCCGCGUCGAGCGCUUCGACGGCAACGAGACCGUCCCGCCCUCCCCCGCCGGCGACCCAGGCAGCGGCGUCGCGUCCAAGGACGUCGUCCUCGACCCCGCCGCAGGCGUCUCCGCCCGCCUCUACCUCCCGCCCGGGGUGGAGCCAGGCAGGAGGCUCCCCGUCGUCGUGUUCUUCCACGGCGGCGCGUUCCUGGUCCACACCGCCGCCUCCCCGCUCUACCACAUGUACGCCGCCUCCCUCGCCGCCGCGGCCCCCGCCCUCGUCGUCUCCGUCGACUACCACCUCGCGCCCGAGCAUCGCCUCCCCGCCGCCUACGACGACGCGUUCGCGGCCCUCAAGGCGGUCGUCGCCGCGUGCCGCGCGGACGGCGCCGAGGCCGAGGCCGAGCCCUGGCUCGCCGCGCACGGCGACGCCUCCCGCGUCGUCCUCGCCGGGGACAGCGCCGGCGCCAACAUGGCGCACAACGCCGCGAUACGGCUGCGGAAGGAACCCAUCGAUGGCUACGGCGACACGGUCAGCGGCGUUGUGCUCCUGCACCCGUACUUCUGGGGGAAGGAGCCGGUGGGCGCGGAGCCCACGGACCCCGGGUACCGCGCCUUUUUCGACCCCACGUGGGAGUUCAUCUGCGGCGGGAAGUUCGGCCCCGACCACCCGUACAUCAACCCGAUGGCGGCGCCGGAGGAAUGGAGGCAGCUCGGGUGCCGCCGCUUGCUGGUGACCACGGCGGAGCAGUGCUGGUUCGUGGAGAGGGCGCGGGCGUACGCGGAGGGGAUCAAGAAGUGCGGGUGGGACGGGGAGCUCGAGUUCUACGAGACCAAGGGCGAGGGGCACGUCUUCUUCUUGCCCAAGCACGGCAGCGACAACGCCGUCAAGGAGCUCGCCGUCGUGGCCGACUUUGUCAGGCGCUGUUGAUAUUGCUUUGCUUGUUCUUCCGGCACCAGACAAGCUGGUCAACAGGCGUGGUCGUGUGAUCCGAACUGUCCUUUGUGUGAUUAAGAGCCAGAAAAAACAACGCAUCUGUCUUCAUUGUGUUUUUGCACAAGAAGUCUGAUUUCUGUUGCAGGUAUGGUGCAAUGAUUUAGUGAAGAGACCGAAGAGGUGUUUUUGCACGAGAAGUCUGAUUUCUGUUGCAGGUAUGGUGCAAUGAUUUAGUGAAGAGACCAAAGAGGGGGAGGGGGGGUAGAGAUUGAGGUAUGGUGGAUGCCUACUCUGCGGCCGCUUUCUAAAGAUCAGCAGCGACAUGUGUGCAGUUUUGCUCAUGCACACGCCGUGGAAUAUUUGGAAGGAGAGGAAUAGGAGAGUUUUUUAAGGCAAAUCUAUGAGAGCACUAAUGGUUUUCAACUGCAUUUUGGAGGAGGUAGGACAGCGGCAUGCGGCCCUGCGAGCGCGCCACGUAGUUUCUAUGUUAGUCUCGUGUCUUUUUUCUUGUGAGUUUGAGCGUUGUUUUUUCAUGUAAUUUCUCUUUAGUGAACUAUAAAACUCUACUUCUAGUAUAAAAAAAACUAGCCGUAUAGCCCGCGCAUUUGCGCGGCUAGUAUUGAAAAUUCAAAAAUUU
Messenger RNA from Panicum virgatum (switchgrass), 1839 nucleotides. Its product is annotated as probable carboxylesterase 7. The coding region runs from base 111 to 1196 and encodes 361 amino acids. NCBI's taxonomy places the organism in Eukaryota, Viridiplantae, Streptophyta, Magnoliopsida, Poales, Poaceae. The record is from RefSeq and is a predicted model, not a curated record. The transcript is spliced from 2 exons. Gene Ontology annotation, molecular function: hydrolase activity.